UCUAAUUGCAGUGAUGGGGUUCAGGCAAGUGUCUGCAGUGCUUCUUUUGGUCAUGGCUUUUGGCUGUGUUGUUAGUGAUGCUUGGGACUCUAGACGGUUUUAUCCGAGAUCGGGGUUUCUGCAUGACGAUGAAGUCCCAGCCCAGUUUGACUCUCAGAAGCCAGUGCAGGAAGAGCCUGUGGGAGAGGACCCUGUUGAGCCUGUUGUCGAGCCAGUGGGACAAGAACCUAGCGGCGAGCCAGUGGGACAGGAACCUAGUGAGCCUGUUGUCGAGCCAGUGGGACAGGACCCUAGCGGCGAGCCAGUGGGACAGGACCCUAGCGGCGAGCCAGUGGGACAGGACCCUAGCGGCGAGCCAGUGGGACAGGACCCUAGCGGCGAGCCAGUGGGACAGGAACCUAGCGGCGAGCCAGUGGAACAGGAACCUAGCGGUGAGCCAGUGGGACAGGAACCUAGCCAGGAUGAGGACCCUGAGAGCUUCCAGUCCAAGCAGAUCUUUGAGAACCCUCUGACUUGGCGCUAUCCUAAGGUUGAAAUGCAUGACCGCAAUUCUACUGUGUUUGAGAGUCUAAAACAAGUGGCGGUCAACAGUGUGGUAGCUCGGUGUGGGGAGAGCGUGGUCCGUGUGGAGGUGAAGCAGGAUCUUCUGGGGAUUGGCCGGCUCAUCCAGCCAGAGCGUAUCACUUUAGGAGGCUGUGCUGCCGCUGAGGAGGACUCUGAAACUCAUGUGCUCACCUUUGAAUCAGAGCUGCAUGGCUGUGGCAGUGAGCUGACGAUGACGGAGGGCGUGCUGAUCUACACCUUCACUCUUGUCUAUGAGCCAAAACCUCUUGCUAACACUUCUAUAGUGAAGACCAGUGCACCUAUGGUUGACAUUGAGUGCCACUACUUGAGGAAACACGAUGUGAGCAACAAUGCCCUGAAGUCUGGAGUGCCUGUGGGACAGGAACCUAGCCAGGUUGUUGUGGGCCUGGAACCUAGCAAGCCUGUGGGACAGGGACCUAGCAAGCCUGUUGGAGAGCCUGUGGGCCAGGAGCCUAGCAAGCCUAUUGGAGAGCCUGUAGGCCAGGAACCUAGCAAGCCUGUAGGCCAGGGAACUAGCAAGCCUGUUGGAGAGCAUGUGGGCCAGGAACCUAGCAAGCCUGUAGGCCAGGGACCUAGCAAGCCUGUUGGAGAGCCUGUGGGCCAGGAGCCUAGCAAGCCUGUUGGAGAGCCUGUAGGCCAGGAACCUAGCAAGCCUGUAGGCCAGGGAACUAGCAAGCCUGUUGGAGAGCAUGUGGGCCAGGAACCUAGUGUGACUGUGGGCCAGGAGCCUAGCAAGCCUGUUGGAGAGCCUGUGGGCCAUGGACCUAGCGAGCAUGUGGGCCAGGGAACUAGCAAGCCUGUUGGAGAGCAUGUGGGCCAGGAACCUAGCGUGACUGUGGGCCAGGAGCCUAGCAAGCCUGUUGGAGUGCCUGUUGGCCAGGAACCUAGCAAGCCUGUGGGCCAGGAGCCUAGCAAGCCUGUUGGCGUGACUGUGGGCCAGGAACCUAGCGUGCCUGUGGGCCAGGAGCCUAGCAAGCCUGUUGGAGAGCCUGUGGGCCAGGAGCCUAGCAAGCCUGUUGGAGAGCCUGUUGGCCAGGAACCUAGCAAGCCCGUAGGCCAGUUGCCGAGCAAGCCUGUUGGCGUGACUGUGGGCCUGGAACAUAGCGUGACUGUGGGCCCGGGACCUAGCAAGCCUGUUGGCGUGACUGUGGGCCAGGAGCCUAGCAAGCCUGUUGGAGAGCCUGUUGGCCAGGAACCUAGCAAGCCUGUUGGAGAGCCUGUAGCACAGGAACCUAGCAAGCCUUUUGGCGUGACUGUGGGCCUGGAACCUAGCAAGCCUGUAGGCCAGGGAACUAGCAAGCCUGUUGGCGUGACUGUGGGCCAGGAACCUAGCGUGACUGUGUGCCAGGAACCUAGUGUGCCUGUGGGCCAGGAGCCUAGCAAGCCUGUUGGCGUGACUGUGGGCCAGGAGCCUAGCAAGCCUGUUGGCGUGACUGUGGGCCAGGAACCUAGAAAGCCUGUUGGAGAGCCUGUGGGCCAGGAACUUAGCAAGCCUGUUGGAGAGCCUGUAGCACAGGAACCUAGCAAGCCUUUUGGCGUGACUGUGGGCCUGGAACCUAGCAAGCCUGUAGGCCAGGGAACUAGCAAGCCUGUUGGCAUGACUGUGGGCCAGGAACCUAGCGUGCCUGUGGGCCAGGAGCCUAGCAAGCCUGUUGGCGUGACUGUGGGCCAGGAACCUAGCAAGCCUGUUGGAGAGCCUGUGGGCCAGGAACCUAGCAAGCCUGUUGGAGAGCCUGUAGCACAGGAACCUAGCAAGCCUGUUGGCGUGACUGUGGGCCUGGAACCUAGCAAGCCUGUAGGCCAGGGAACUAGCAAGCCUGUUGGCGUGACUGUGGGCCAGGAACCUAGCGUGACUGUGUGCCAGGAACCUAGCGUGCCUGUGGGCCAGGAGCCUAGCAAGCCUGUUGGAGAGCCUGUGGGCCAGGAACCUAGCAAGCCUGUUGGAGAGCCUGUAGCACAGGAACCUAGCAAGCCUGUUGGCGUGACUGUGGGCCUGGAACCUAGCAAGCCUGUAGGCCAGGGAACUAGCAAGCCUGUUGGCGUGACUGUGGGCCAGGAACCUAGCGUGACUGUGUGCCAGGAACCUAGUGUGCCUGUGGGCCAGGAGCCUAGCAAGCCUGUUGGAGAGCCUGUGGGCCAGGAGCCUAGCAAGCCUGUUGGCGUGACUGUGGGCCAGGAACCUAGAAAGCCUGUUGGAGAGCCUGUGGGCCAGGAACUUAGCAAGCCUGUUGGAGAGCCUGUAGCACAGGAACCUAGCAAGCCUUUUGGCGUGACUGUGGGCCUGGAACCUAGCAAGCCUGUAGGCCAGGGAACUAGCAAGCCUGUUGGCAUGACUGUGGGCCAGGAACCUAAAGUGCCUGUGGGCCAGGAGCCUAGCAAGCCUGUUGGCGUGACUGUGGGCCAGGAACCUAGCAAGCCUGUUGGAGAGCCUGUGGGCCAGGAACCUAGCAAGCCUGUUGGAGAGCCUGUAGCACAGGAACCUAGCAAGCCUGUUUGCGUGACUGUGGGCCUGGAACCUAGCAAGCCUGUAGGCCAGGGAACUAGCAAGCCUGUUGGCGUGACUGUGGGCCAGGAACCUAGCGUGACUGUGUGCCAGGAACCUAGCGUGCCUGUGGGCCAGGAACCUAGCAAGCCUGUUGGAGAGCCUGUAGCACAGGAACCUAGCAAGCCUGUUGGCGUGACUGUGGGCCUGGAACCUAGCAAGCCUGUAGGCCAGGGAACUAGCAAGCCUGUUGGCGUGACUGUGUGCCAGGAACCUAGCGUGCCUGUGGGCCAGGAGCCUAGCAAGCCUGUUGGAGAGCCUGUGGGCCAGGAGCCUAGCAAGCCUGUUGGUGUGACUGUGGGCCAGGAACCUAGAAAGCCUGUUGGAGAGCCUGUGGGCCAGGAACCUAGCAAGUCUGUUGGAGAGCCUGUAGCACAGGAACCUAGCAAGCCUGUUGGCGUGACUUUGGGCCUGGAACCUAGCAAGCCUGUAGGCCAGGGAACUAGCAAGCCUGUUGGUGUGACUGUGGGCCAGGAACCUAGCGUGACUGUGUGCCAGGAACCUAGCGUGCCUGUGGGCCAGGAGCCUAGCAAGCCUGUUGGAGAGCCUGUGGGCCAGGAGCCUAGAAAGCCUGUUGGAGAGCCUGUGGGCCAGGAGCCUAGCAAGCCUGUUGGAGAGCCUGUUGGCCAGGAACCUAGAAAGCCUGUAGGCCAGGUGCCGAGCAAGCCUGUUGGAGAGCCUGUAGAACAGGAACCAAGCAAGCCUGUUGGCGUGACUCUGGGCCUGGGAACUAGCAAGCCUGUUGGCGUGCCUGUGGGCCAGGAACCUAGCAAGCCUGUGAGCCAGGUACUUUGCAAGCCUGUGGGACAGGAACCUAACCAGGCUUUAGAGUUUGAGAGCUCCCAGUCCAAGCAGACCUCUGAGAACCCUUUGACUUGGAGAUUUCCUUACGUUGAAAAGCCUGAGCGCAAGUCUACUGUAUUUGAGCGGCUGAAGCAGGUGGCUGCUAACAGUGUGGCGGCUUGGUGUGGGGAGAGUGUGGUCCGUGUGGAGGUGAAGCAGGACCUGCUGGGCAUUGGCCGGCUCAUCCAGCCAGAGCGUAUCACUCUAGGAGGCUGUGCUGCCACUGAGGAGGACGCUGACGCUCAUGUGCUCACCUUUGAAUCAGAGCUGCAUGGCUGUGGCAGUGAGCUGACGAUGACGGAGGAUGUGCUGAUCUACACCUUCACUCUUGUCCAUGAGCCAAAACCUCUUGCUAACACUUCUAUAGUGAAGACCAGUGCAGCUAUGGUUGAUAUUGAGUGCCACUACUUGAGGAAUCACGAUGUGAGCAGCAAUGCCCUGAAGCCGACCUGGAUCCCCUACACCUCCAACAUGGUGGCAGAGGAGCUCCUCUACUUCUCUCUGAGGUUAAUGACUGCUGACUGGCAGUUUGAGAGGCCCUCCAACCAUUACUAUCUUGGUGACAUCAUCAACAUGGAAGCUUCGGUCAUGCCCUACCACCACGUUCCCCUCCGUGUCUUUGUGGACCGCUGUGUCGCCACCUUGGCGCCUGAUGUCAACACUGUCCCUAGAUACUCUUUCAUUGAGGACCAUGGAUGUCUGGUUGAUGCCAAGCUGACCGGCUCCAGCUCCCAGUUCCUGUCCAGAUCCAAGGAUGACAAGAUCCAGUUUCAGCUGGAGUCCUUCAGGUUCCAACCACAGAAUGAUUCCCAACAGCUCUACAUAACAUGUCAUCUGAAAGCAACUGCAGCCUCUUCCCCCAUUGAUGCUGAGAACAAGGCCUGCUCCUUCACAGAUGGGUGGAAGGCUGCAGGUGGGGAUGACGAGGUUUGUGGCUGCUGUGACUCCAGCUGUGCUGCGAGCAAGGCUAGAGAUCUGGACAGUAAUUCAGAUGUGCAGAAGGAAGGUGACGCUACCAUGGGCCCUAUCAUAGUCCAAGAGUAAUCUUGCUUUUUUAAACUUUUUUUUUGGGAGAAUAAACAAAUUACAAUGUUCACAUCUGACUGGAUUUAUUUAGAAUGGGGUUAAUUCAGGAACGCAAUCAACCAUUCAAAUCGGAAAACGAUGUGUACAGCUGAUCACUCUUUAUCCACAGAACUUUGUCAUGAGCUACAUUUCUCAGGUAUUAACAUUGCUACCAUACUGAAUUGUUACCCUGG
Messenger RNA from Coregonus clupeaformis (lake whitefish), 5229 nucleotides. Its product is annotated as titin. Gene Ontology annotation, molecular function: acrosin binding. The transcript has 9 exons. Lineage: Eukaryota; Metazoa; Chordata; Actinopteri; Salmoniformes; Salmonidae. Gene Ontology annotation, biological process: binding of sperm to zona pellucida; positive regulation of acrosome reaction; egg coat formation. Bases 14 to 5014 code for a protein of 1666 amino acids. The record is from RefSeq and is a predicted model, not a curated record. Gene Ontology annotation, cellular component: extracellular matrix.